AUGACAAAAUGUCUUCUCAAGGCUCUCAAAGCUGUUGAUCUGGAAAAUCAUGUUGAAUUAUUUCGUUCACUUGGCUAUGAUUCAGCUGGUGCAUUAGCACAUUUUCAUAAAGAACAUUUUAAACGAUUAAUUUUAACUCAACAAGAAUUACUUCGUUUUCAUGCAUUACUUGAUGUUCUUAAAGAAGCAACACGUGAAGGUAAAAUAUGUCCACAUUAUUCAAAAGCAAAUAAACCAAUCAUUUCAAAAAGUGCUUCAAUUCAUGGAGGAAGUAGUGAAUCAAUUCAAUAUCGAAAUUCUCAAUUAACUAAAACAAAUGUUCCACAAUAUAGACAUCAAUCAAAUGAAAAUUUACAAUCAAAAAGAAUAUCGAGUUCACUUGGAAUUACAGGACGUUUAUCAUCAGCAUCUGUAGCAAAUAAAAGUCAUGCAAAUGGUUUUAUUUUGCAAAGACCAACAUCAGCUCUUAAUCAACAACCAAAAACAAAUAAUCAACAAUUUUUUGGACCAAAAUCAAUUGUAAAUCGACCAGCUGUACAACACGUUAAAGUAAAAUCAUAUAAUUAUGGUGUACCAACAAACAAACGUCAACGAAAUGUUUCUCAUCGUAAUCAUUAUCAGCAUGAAGCAGUACAAAAUCAUUCUUCCAUAUUUGUUCCAUCACAUACUAGUACAAAUGAUAUAAUUUCCUAUGCAAAACCAGCUGAAAUCUAUGUUUAUGCUCGUAAACGACCAUUACUCUUAAGUGAAAUUGAUUUUUAUGAUACAAUAUCAGUACUUGAUAAUAAACAUCUAAUUAUAGCAGAAAAUAAAGCUAAUGUUGAUUGUACAUCAUCACUUAAAAAGACUGAAUUUCAAUUUGAUCAAGUUUUUGGUUCUGAUGCAUCAAAUAAACAAGUAUUUGAAAGUACAGUUUUACCAUUUAUAGUAUCAAAUCAUCGUCAUAAUCUAACAUACAUUUGUUUUGGUCAAACAGGAUCUGGUAAAAGUCAUACAAUAUUUGGUAGUAGAAGUACGGAUGGUUUACUUAUUCAUUGUACACAAUUACUUUUAAAAGAAAUUAAUUUACAAAAUAAACUUAUUUGUUCAUUUUAUGAAAUUUAUAAUAAUCAAGUUUAUGAUCUUAGUAAUACUGGAAAAAGAUUAUAUGUACGUGAAGAUGGUGAACAUCGUGUUAAUAUUGUUGGUAUAACGGAAAUAGUAUUAAGAAAUUUAGAUACAUUAAGAUCUGUAAUAAGUGAUGGACUUUCGAGAAGACAUCAUGGAAAAAGUGCAUUCAAUUCUAAUUCAUCUCGAUCACAUGCAAUUUUUCAAAUAAUAUUAAAAAAUACGUCUAAUCAAGCAGAUAAUUUUCGACUUAUAUUUAUUGAUUUAGCUGGAAGUGAACGUGCAACAGAUGCUCAAAAUAAUCAACGAGAAACACGCCGUGAAGGUGCACAAAUAAAUUCUUCAUUAUUAGCUUUAAAAGAAUGUAUUCGUUCAAUGGAUAUGACACAAUCUCAUGCACCAUUUCGACAAAGUAAACUAACACAUAUAUUACGUGAUUCACUUGUUGGAUCAAAAACUCGAACAUGUUUAAUGGCGAAUGUUUCACCACCUGAUGAUUGCUGUCAAUGUUCAUUAAAUACACUUCAAUAUGCAUCACGAAUUCGUGAUAUUAGUAUUAGACAUCGACAUCGAUCAAUGUCACUAACUAAUAUACAAAGAAAUCAUUUUGAAGAUGAACAACAACAGCAUGUAGUAACAUCAACAGUUCGAGAAAGACCACAAAAAACAUUUAAACCAGCAACAGCUUCAACACCAGUUCAUCGAUUAGUUUCUUCAGUUGACCAUCGAACUUACAUGUCAACAAAUCAAUCAGGUAUCAAUAAUUAUAAAAGAACAACAACAAAAUCAGAUGAUAUUAAUUGGCAAAUACCAGAUAAUGAUAUUCCUAUAAGUGGUAGUGGUGAUAAUCCACGUUUAAAAUCUACUCUUUCUUCAACACGUGAAUUUCUGUCAAAUAUGAAUACUAAUAAUCAAAAUCAAAGUAGUAGUUUUUAUUUAACUCGUUAUGAACAAUCAAGAAAAAAAACAAUUGAUCGAGAUGGAAGUCCAUCAAGUUAUUUUCCAUUACCACAAUCUGAUAUUAAAAAAUCAUCAAUAAUUCAGACGAAUGAUAUUAAAAAAUCUUCAUUAAUUCAAACAAAUGAAAUUAAAAAACCAGAACAAUGGAAAACAGUUCCAGCUCCUCCUGUUCUAUCAGCACGACGUUAUUCUGAUUCAUCAACUGAACCACAAAGUACAACACGAAUUAUUCCAAUAGCACCUAUUCCACUGUCAGAUGAUAAUCAAUAUAGUAGUGCAACAGGUACUGAAAGUCUUGGAACAAAAAUAACAAAAUUAGCAACGGGUAUUCGUCCUCAUAAAAGAUCUCAUAAACGAAAUGCUUUUAUUGAAAAAUUAAAUUUACAUAAACAAUAUGAUACAGGAGGUACAACAACAUUAACAGCCGAUACUGAUCAAGGAAUUUAUUCUGAUCGACAAGCAACACAUAGAGAUCAAACUGGAUUUUUUAGUAAUCGUGAUGAUGAACCAAUAUAUGAAAAUAAUCUUAAAUCAAGUCAUUUAACGACAAUAGCUCAGGUAGCAUCACCAACAGCAACUCCAAAGAAUACAUCUUACCAUCAUCAACAUCAUAAAUCUGAUGUUAUAUCAUCAUCAUCGAAAAAAUCAUUUUCAUCACCAAAUAAAGCGCAUCAUCGUCAUCAACCUAUAGAAUCUUCAUCAUCAUCAACUAGUUUAACUAGUAUGGAUUCAAAAAAACAUCAUUAUUCAUCACCAAAACGUCGUCAUCGAAUAGUUCCAUAUCAUAAUAAUCAAAACUAUUCGGAUUCAGAAGAUUAUAAUCAACAACGAAAAACAUAUUCAACACGUAAUGAAUCAUGUCAAACAAGGAAUAAUAUUCAUAAAAUGAAAAAUGAACAAGAACAAACAGAAGAUCAAUUUUUACUUGAACAAUUUUCUGAUCCAUCAUCAAAUAAUUUUAUGCAAGCACCACUUGAUCAAGUUAAACGACAUUAUACUCAAACAUUAUCAACAUCAACACCAUUAAUUUCACCAUUAAAAGAAUAUGGUGUACAUGUAUCGGAUCAAUUAAAUACUUUACGUACAUUACUUGAAACAAGACUUAAAGAACAAGAUGAUGUACAUCAUUAUACAAAAGAUUCAUCAAUAUUACAAACAUCACCAGGAACAUUUACGAAAGAAUUUCUUCAAUCAUAUCAACAAACAAAAUAUAAAGAUAAUCCAACUGAACUUAUUAGUGAUCUUGAUGAUGAUGAUGAUAUUAAAAAUAGACAACAAAUAAAAGACAAAUAUAGUUAUUAUGAUACAAAUCGAGAUAAAUAUCAAAGUGAUAUUUUAUCAACAUCAACAGUAUCUUCAAAUCAACAUGAAUCAUCUCUUAUAGAUGAAGUUAAUCAAGCAAAAAUUCGUCCAAGUGCAACAACUUCAACAAUAACAACAGUUACACCAAAUUAUGCAGAUAAAAUUCAUUCAUAUGAAUCACGUGUGUUAUCCAAUUCUGCUAAUGGUCUUUAUUCUCAUCAAUCAAUUAAUAAAACUCAUCAAGCAUCUAUUAGUAAUAGUGAUGUUAUAGGAAAUACAAGUAAUCCAACAAGUGACAGUGAACAUAUAUCAGAAGUUAUAUCAAGAUCACAAAAUCCAUAUACUCGUACUUUAUCAGGAGGUUCACUAACGCCUUACUCUCCAACACGUUCACCACUUUCAAUGUCAUUAUUAAAAACAUUCGAUAAAACAAAUGGUACUCAUAAUGAUUAUAAUCAUUCACCGGACAUUGGUAAAAGUAGUUCUCUUCUUACAGGUACAUCAUUUGAUGUAUUAAUGAGUAAUCUUAAAAGUAUGCGUGAAAAAGAUCUGGAUUUGAUUAUUCAUAAUAAUGAUGAUAAUCUCAUUCGUCUUGACGAUUAA
Adineta steineri is the source of this 3972-nucleotide messenger RNA. NCBI's taxonomy places the organism in Eukaryota, Metazoa, Rotifera, Eurotatoria, Adinetida, Adinetidae. The record is from the annotation of a GenBank genome assembly.